Molecule: messenger RNA, 3206 nt
Organism: Aphanomyces invadans
Lineage: Eukaryota; Oomycota; Saprolegniomycetes; Saprolegniales; Verrucalvaceae
Exons: 12
Coding region: 76-3123 (1015 amino acids)
Source: RefSeq, a predicted model, not a curated record
AAAAAUAGCAUCGGAAACGGAGGCAAUUCUACUUGGCGUCGCCCGUGUUGGCGCCGCGCUUGAGUCUCCCCUUCCAUGGAACACGAGGAUGAGCUGCAAUCUCCCCCCGAGGCAACUCACACUGGGACAUCCACGUCACCAAUGGAAUCUACUCGACCUGCGCAGAACCACCCACCGCAGCAGUCGCCGCUGAUACGCGCAACGUCCAUCACAAGCUUGGUCAAGCCGUCCGUCGGCGUCGCCAAGAGCAACAAAGAGAGUCGGGCGCAGGAGGCACUUGCAAUGAAAGACGAACAGAUGCGGAUCCUCAGCGACCAGAACACGCAGCUUCUGGCGACGUUGAACCACCUCGACGACGAGCUACAGGCGCUCAAGAUGGAGAAGGUCCAAUGUGACGACGAGAACCGGAGCCUGCGGGACGCCAACUUUGAGCUGCAGAGUCGGAGUCGGGCGUCGGAAGCAGUUGUGAAGAAGGCGGAGAGCAACAUGGAAGAGCGCGAUAUGCAGAUCAAGGUGCUGACGGACCAUAACAGCGAGCUCCUGCGGCUCCUCGAGAUUGAGGAGGGACAAUCUGCUGUCCUCGGCAAAGAGAACGCUCAAAUGAAAGCCGAGGCGGAAACAUUGGCUAGCAAAUACACGUCGCUCAUGACGACGGCAAAGAUGCACGAAGAAAUGGCGGGCCGCGCCAUGCGGGACGGCCAGCUUCGCGCCGAGGAAGUUCGGCUGCUGCGCAUCGACGCUGACCAACUGCGCACGUCCAACAAUGAGCUCAAAAUGAAGGCGCAGGUCGAGCUCGAGUCGCUCCACGAACAACUGCGCGUGCGCAAGGAAAAGCAGUACCAACUGCUCGAGAAGAUUCAGUCGCUGGAAGAAGCGAAGCGACAGAACGACGACACCCUCCACGGCAUGGAAGAAAAAAUCCGCCAGCUCGUCGAGCAAAGUCAAGAGCGGGACAUGCAAUUGCAGCUCGAAUCCAAGGCGAAGCGAUCGCAGAUCGACGCGAACAAGCACUUGCAGGCAGACAACGACCAACUCGCGGCGGACAAGACGACGUUGCAAAAUCGCCUCGAUAAGGCGGAGCAGGAGCGGACGCGAAUGGAAGCAGAGAAUCGCGACUCGGCGGACCAGUUGCGCGAGAUGGCGGAAAAGGUAUUUCAAUUGCUCGAGCGGCUGAAACUGGCCGAGCUGGGCAAAACCAAGUCGCUGGACGCGCUCAAGCAAAAGGAGGUCGAGAUGCUCUCCCUCAAGAAGAAGAACGCGCGGCUCCUCAAGGACGUGACGCAGGAAGGCAAGUCCCGCGUCAAGAUCGAAAUGGACAAGGACGUGUUGCUCGAGCAACUCCAUGCGUUGAAAAAACACAAUAGCCAGCUGAGCAUUCGAUGCCGGGACGAGGUCAAGGGCAAACUGAAAGAGGCCGAGGAGCGCGCGCAGCUGGCCGAGAAACUCAAAACCAUGAGCUCCCGCGUCACAUUUCUGCUCAACAAGAUGCAAGUCGACGAAGAAGCCAAGCUGUGCACGAAGGAAGAGAUGAAGAAGAUGCAUGCACAGAUCUUGAGCAUGCAGGACAAAAACGCGGAGCUAACGCAGAAGCUCGCGACGACGGGCGAAAGCAACCGCGUGGUCACGGAAGCCCUCCGGACCAAACAAGACGACUUGGAUGCGCUCACAAUCAAAUUCGACGCCCUGCAGCAAAAGAUGGUGGCGCAAGCCAUGCACGACCCGGUGGCAGUCGACGUCGAAUUGAACAACAACCGCGGUAACAACGACGGCUACGCGGACGAUAAGGAAGCCGAAGCGUCCGGUCGGUUCUUUGUCGAAUGCCGCGCGUCGCACGGCGGGUUGCUCGUGAUUAAGCCAAAGCGAAGCACGCACGGGUGUCCCGAGUACCUUGACAAGCUUGGGAUCAAUGCGUACUUGAAAUGGGCGCAAAAGCAGCAAAACACCAAGCACCGCCUCGUGGAAAAGAUCGCGCUCCUGUGCCACCAACUCAUGGUCACCGAAGAAGCGACGCUGGCGGUCCAACAAGUCCUCGAGAGCAAGCAGGACCAUUUAGACCAUGUGGGGAAAAAAUGCCAGUGGCUCCAAGAGAAGCUCGCGGUCGAAGAAGAUGCCAAGCGGAAGACCCUGAUACGCUACGUGCAUGAAGUCAAGUCCCAAGUCCCGGCCGACAGCGACGCCAAGCUCAGCUUAAAGUUGCCAGAAAGCAGCAUCGGCGACGAAGAAGUCCAUGCGAUUGCUGCGCUCUUGCGCAACAACAGCUCGAUUCACGACUUGCAGCUUCACGGCAAUGCCAUCACGAGCGAGGGGGCGCGUGCAAUUGCAGCGAUCUUAGGCUCGGCAACGACCGGACUCAAGCACAUCGACCUGCGCAAGAAUUUUGUCGGGGACGACGGCAUCAGGGUGCUCACGGAAGCUCUCGAGCGCAACCCUCGCAUCCGGCAUGUAUAUGUCCAUGCAGGGGGAAAAAUCGAGGCGCUGGGGGCAAACAGGACGUCGAGCAACCAGGAUGGGAUCGUCCAGGUCGAAACGGUCUGUGUCAUCGACGUGCGAGAGAACCAGAUCAAGGGGGCAGAUGGGGCGAACGACAUGCCCGACGAGUUGAUGGUGCGGCCGACGGGGGACGGCGGCGCCGCCUCCGUCGGUCCAUUGACAUCAGGGAAUGAGCUGUUUUCGAAGCGGCCGUCGGCUUUAGCGUUGGCGAACGCGUCUGUACAGGAAAAGAAGCGCGAAUGGCAGCGCGUGCAAAAACAAAAGAAACAAAUGCAGAUCGAUCGAGAAAAGCUCAAGCAAAAGGAACUCCAAUGGCAAGGACGCGCGGGGGGGCUCGAGCUCUCAGCCAAGGCGAAAAAGACGGCGCUGCCUCCCCUGGACGACGCGGCACUGGAACGGUCGGCAUCGGUUCCACACAUGAAACUCAGCGAAGAGCAACGGCCAACGUCCAGUGGCGCAGAAGUGAACACAUCGACUGGGUUAGGUAGCGCGAAUGUGAAGGAAGCACAGGCAGCACUUGCCGCGACACUGGACGACGGCGGCGGGUCGCCCGAGAAGAGGAAGAAGCAUCCGAGCUCUAGCGCUUUUAGUCGAAGGCUGAAGGACUCUCCAUUGGCAAGUAGCAAAACGUAACCUGUCAAAUGGACGUCCGUCCCCGAGUUGGACGAGUUGUAGUCCUGUGGUAGUAUAAACAAGGGAGCAUAUGAAGAAGCAUG